AUGGGCCGUGAGGGUCCACCACGUUUCUCGGCGCUCCUAUUGCCCGGCCGAGACGGUGGGCCAGUGUUGUGGGCCCCGAGUGCCGGCGGUUUCAUCCCGAUGAACAAGCGUUGUCAACAAAAAGCCCUCACCAUGGACCCGGGCCACGCCUUUUUCGAAUCGAGCAAUGGUGUCGCGUGCGUGCUGUACCCAGAUGAUGGGGAUCGUCUUUUGGAUCUGGAGCAAGCGGAAGAUGGUUUGCGGGUGUUCAGCCGUAUGUGCGUCCCGACAGCACCACAAAUGGCAAUCGUCGGUUGGGAUACCCCUUCAAUCUUUACGGGUUGGAUGGGGAGGGUCGAGAUCAGCCAAGAAUUGCUCGAAACAAUCUGGGCGCGCCCGGACUUUGCCGUAAAUCAAGUGUGGGAGGGCUGGUUGACGUGG
This is a messenger RNA of Mesorhabditis spiculigera, 420 nucleotides long. NCBI's taxonomy places the organism in Eukaryota, Metazoa, Nematoda, Chromadorea, Rhabditida, Rhabditidae. The record is from the annotation of a GenBank genome assembly.